Messenger RNA from Strigops habroptila (Kakapo), 6421 nucleotides. RefSeq names its product host cell factor C1 (gene HCFC1). Gene Ontology annotation, molecular function: transcription coactivator activity; protein binding. The record is from RefSeq and is a predicted model, not a curated record. NCBI's taxonomy places the organism in Eukaryota, Metazoa, Chordata, Aves, Psittaciformes, Psittacidae. Gene Ontology annotation, cellular component: histone methyltransferase complex. Gene Ontology annotation, biological process: chromatin remodeling; regulation of DNA-templated transcription.
CCACAUCCCCCUUCCCGCCUCGGUCAGGCGCCGCCAUCUUGUCCGCGCUCCGAGGAGGAGGCGGAGGAAGAGGCGGAGGAGGAAGAGCCGGGAACCGGGCGGCGCCAUCUUGGUGUCCCCCCCCCCAACAUCGCCGAGCAGCGCGCCGCCAUCUUGUGACCCCUCCUCCGCGCAUCCGGGUACCGGAGCGUCGCCUUGGAGCCGGCCCGACCGCGGAGCCGCACCCGGUGCUCGAGGGGCUGAUGGCGGCCCCGGGCGGGGGGGGCUCCCCCCCGCGCGCCGCCGCGGCCCCCCCCGCGCUGCAGCCGCGCUGGAAGCGGGUCCUGGGCUGGUCGGGGCCGGUGCCGCGGCCGCGCCACGGGCACCGCGCCGUGGCCAUCAAGGAGCUCAUCGUGGUGUUCGGCGGCGGCAACGAGGGCAUCGUGGAUGAGCUGCACGUCUACAACACCGCCACCAACCAAUGGUUCAUCCCGGCCGUGCGCGGGGACAUCCCUCCCGGCUGCGCCGCCUACGGCUUCGUGUGCGACGGGACGCGGCUGCUCGUGUUCGGCGGCAUGGUGGAGUACGGCAAGUACAGCAACGACCUCUACGAGCUGCAGGCGAGCCGGUGGGAGUGGAAGCGGCUGAAGGCGAAGACCCCCAAGAACGGGCCCCCCCCGUGCCCCCGCCUGGGCCACAGCUUCUCCCUGGUGGGCAACAAGUGCUACCUCUUUGGGGGGCUGGCCAACGACAGCGAGGACCCCAAAAACAACAUCCCCCGGUACCUGAACGACCUGUACAUCCUGGAGCUGCGGGCGGGCUCGGGGGUGCUGAGCUGGGACAUCCCCAUCACGUACGGGGUGCUGCCGCCGCCGCGCGAGUCGCACACGGCCGUGGUGUACACGGAGCGCGCCGCGCGCCGCUCCCGCCUCGUCAUCUACGGCGGCAUGAGCGGCUGCCGCCUCGGCGACCUCUGGACGCUCGACAUCGAGACGCUGACGUGGAACAAGCCCAGCGUGAGCGGGGUGGCCCCGUUGCCGCGCAGCCUCCACUCGGCCACCACCAUCGGCAACAAGAUGUACGUGUUCGGGGGGUGGGUGCCCCUCGUCAUGGAUGACGUGAAGGUGGCGACGCACGAGAAGGAGUGGAAGUGCACCAACACGCUGGCCUGCCUCAACCUGGACUCGAUGGCGUGGGAGCCCAUCGUGAUGGACACGCUGGAGGACAACGUGCCGCGGGCGCGCGCCGGGCACUGCGCCGUGGCCAUCGCCACCCGCCUCUACAUCUGGAGCGGGCGCGACGGCUACCGCAAGGCCUGGAACAACCAGGUGUGCUGCAAGGACCUCUGGUACCUCGAGACCGAGCGCCCCCCUGCGCCCGCGCGGGUGCAGCUGGUCCGCGCCAACACGACGUCUCUGGAGGUGAGCUGGGGCGCGGUGCCCACGGCCGACUCCUACCUGCUGCAGCUGCAGAAGUACGAGCUGCCCGCGGCCGCGUCCCCCGCGCCCGCACCCGUGCCCUCCGUGCCCGCCAACCCGCCCAAGAGCCCCGCGCCCGCCGCCGCCGCGCCCGGCCCCGCCGCGCCCCCCCCGCAGCCCGUGGUUCCGCCCGUGGGGCUCACGCUGCUGCCGCCCGCGCCCGCCGCGGCGCCGCCCGCGCCGGCGCCCACCACUGCUGCGGCGGGGGCGGCCUCUGCGGCGCCCCCCGGAGGGGCUCUGCAAGUGGUACCGGCCGCCACCCCACCCGCCGCCGGCAGCGCCGCCGCUGCUGCGGGGGGGGGAGCGGCCGCGGGAAGAGCGGCCGGGGUGCCGGCGGUGCUGAAGGUGACGGGCCCCCCCGCGGCGGCGGCCGGGACCCCCCUGGUGACGGUGCGCUCGGCCGGGCCCCCCGGCAAGGCCCCGGUGACCGUCACGUCCCUGCCCGGCGUCAGGAUGGUGGUGCCGGGCCAGAGCCCCCAGGGCACGGUGCUGGGCAGCUCCCCGCAGCUGACGGGCAUGGCUGCCCUGGCGGCCGCCGCCGCCGCCACGCAGAAGAUCCCGCCCGCGGCGCCCGCGGUGCUGAGCGUGCCCCCCGGCGCCACCAUCGUCAAGACGGUGGCCGUGACCCCCGGCACCCCCUCGCUGCCCCCCAGCGUCAAGGUGGCCUCGGCCCCCGUCAUGGUGACCAACCCGGCCACGCGGAUGCUGAAGUCGGCGGCGGCGCAGGUGGGGACGUCGGGGGGGGCCGCGGCCACCAACCCCCCCCCGGCGCGGCCCAUCAUCACGGUGCACAAGUCGGGCGCGGUGACGGUGGCGCAGCACCAGGCGCAGGUGGUGACCACGGUCGUGGGGGGGGUCACCAAGACCAUCACCCUGGUCAAGAGCCCCAUCUCCGUGCCGGGGGGCAGCGCCCUGAUCUCCAACCUGGGCAAGGUGAUGUCCGUGGUGCAGACGAAGCCGGUGCAGAGCUCGGCCGUCACCGGGCAGGCGUCCACCGGGCCCGUCACCCAGAUCAUACAGACCAAGGGCCCGCUGCCGGCGGGGACCAUCCUGAAGCUGGUGACGUCGGGGGACGGGAAGCCCACGACGCUGCUGAGCACGAGCCAGGCGGGCGCCGGCGCGGCCAAGCCCACGCUGCUGGGCAUCAGCAGCGUGUCCCCCAGCACCACCAAGCCCGGCACCACCACCAUCAUCAAGACCAUCCCCAUGUCGGCCAUCAUCACCCAGGCCGGGGCCACGGGUGUCACCAGCAGCCCCGGUAUCAAGUCCCCCAUCACCAUCAUCACCACCAAGGUGAUGACUUCAGGCACCGGGACCCCGGCCAAGAUCAUCACCGCUGUCCCCAAGCUGGCCAGCGGGCACGGCCAGCAAGGGGUGACACAGGUUGUCCUCAAGGGCGCCCCGGGGCAGCCGGGCACCAUCCUGCGCACGGUCCCCAUGGGGGGGGUCCGCCUGGUGACACCCGUCACCGUCUCUGCCGUCAAGCCCACGGUCACCACGCUGGUGGUGAAGGGCACCACCGGUGUCACCACGCUGGGCACGGUGACGGGGACGGUGUCCACCAGCCUGGCCGGCGCGGGCGGGCACAGCGCCACGGCGUCUCUCGCCACCCCCAUCACGACGCUGGGGACUAUCGCGACGCUGUCGAGCCAGGUGCUCAACCCCGCCGCCAUCACCGUGUCCGCGGCGCAGAGCACGGUGACGGCCACCGGCGCGCUCGGCACCCCCACCAUCACCAUGCAGCCCAUGGCCCAGCCCACCCAAGUGACGCUGAUCACGGCCCCCGGGGGGGGGGUUGAGGCGCAGCCGGUGCCCGACCUGCCCGUGUCCAUCCUGGCGUCACCCACGGCCGAGCAACCGGCACCCGCCGGCACCGAGCCCGACCCCGGCACCGUCACCCUCGUGUGCUCCAACCCCCCCUGCGAGACCCAUGAGACCGGCACCACCAACACGGCCACCACCACCAUGGCCACGGGGCCCUGCUCUAACCCUCCUUGUGAGACCCACGAGACGGGGACAACCAACACGGCCACCACCACCAUGGCCACGGGACCCUGCUCUAACCCUCCAUGUGAGACCCAUGAGACCGGCACCACCAACACGGCCACCACCACCAUGGCCACGGGACCCUGCUCUAACCCUCCAUGUGAGACCCAUGAGACUGGUACCACCAACACCGUGACCACCACAGCGUCCCGGCUCUGCUCCAACCCUCCUUGUGAGACCCACGAGACGGGGACAACCAACACGGCCACCACCACCAUGGCCACGGGGCCCUGCUCCAACCCUCCCUGUGAGAUGGGAACGACCACCACGGCCACCACCAGCACCACCAUGGUCACGGCGUCACAACCAUGUUCCAACCCACCCUGUGAGACCCAUGAGACCGGCACCACCAACACCGUGACCACCACAGCGUCCCGGCUCUGCUCCAACCCUCCAUGUGAGACCCAUGAGACGGGGACAACCAACACGGCCACCACCACCAUGGCCACGGGACCCUGCUCCAACCCUCCUUGUGAGACCCACGAGACGGGGACAACCAACACCGUGACCACCACAGCGUCCCGGCUCUGCUCCAACCCUCCAUGUGAGACCCAUGAGACCGGCACCACCAACACGGCCACCACCACCAUGGCCACCGCGUCCCAGCCCUGCUCCAACCCCCCCUGCGAGACCCACGAGACGGGCACCACCACCACGGCCACCACCACCACGGUGGCGCCGGGGCCCUGCUCCAACCCCCCCUGCGAGGUGCACAACACCGGCACCACCAACACGGCCACCACCACCAUGGCCACCGCUGACAAUGACCGAGGGGCCCCCCCCGGCUGCUCCAACCCCCCCUGUGAGACCCAUGAGACGGGGACGACCCCCACGGCCACCACGGUCACCGCCACCAUCGGCACCAACCCAGGUGACACCGGCACCGCGGAGGGGGGGACACACACACACAACCCCCCACAGGGGAGCCCCCCCCAGCGGCCGCCAAUGGACAAGGGGAGCCGGAGCCCCCCCCCGCCCCGGGUGAGGGGCCCCCCCCCCGGCACCCCCAGCCCCGGGCCCAGCACCGCGGGGACCCCCCAGCCCCGCGCCGUCACCAACGUCACCGCGGCCACACCGGUGCCAGCGCCCGCCCUGCCGAGCAUCUCCUCGCUGACGGAGCCCCCCCCGGCACCCCCGGACCCCCCCAGCACCGCCACGGCGGCGGCGGCGGCGCUGCCCCCGGAGCUGAUGGCGGAGGCGCCGCUGGGGGCCGCGGGGGGGGCGGCGCCGGCGCUGGUGGUCACCGGGCUCACCCCCGAGGAGCUGGCGGUGACGGCGGCGGCGGAGGCGGCGGCGGCGGCCGCGGCCACCGAGGAGGCGCAGGCGCAGGCCCAGGCGCAGGCGCUCGCCAUCCAGGCCGUGCUGCAGGCCGCGCAGCACGCCGUCAUGGGCACGGCAGAGCCCCUGGACAGCAGCGCGGAGCCGGGGGGGGCCCCCCCUGAGCUGGGGGUGCCCGAGGGGCCGGGGGGGCCCAUCCCCAUCGUGCUGACUCAGCAGGACCUGGCGGCGCUGGUGCAGCAGCAGCAGCAGCAGCAGCAGCUCGAGGCCGCCCCCCCCGGCACCCCCCCGGCCCCUGCGCCCCCCCCGGCCCCCCCCCAGCUCCCCACCGAGGCCUUGGCCCCCGCUGACAGCCUCAACGACCCCCCCGGCACCGACAGCAACGGGCUGGCCGAGGUGGGGGCCGCGAGCGGAGCCCCCGGCGAUGGCCUGGCCCCCCCCAGCGCCUUCGUGCCCCCCCCGCCCGUGGUGGGCACCAGCCCGGCCAAGCUGCAGGCGGCCGCAGCCCUGGCGGAGGUGGCCAAUGGCAUCGAGAGCGGCCCCGCGAAGCCGGAGCCGCCCCCCCCGAAGGCGCUGCUCAAGAAGGAGAACCAAUGGUUCGACGUCGGCGUCAUCAAAGGCACCUCCAUGAUGGUGACACACUACUUCCUGCCCCCCGAGGACGCGCCCCCCCCCGACGACGAGGCCGGGGGGGUCCCGGACCAUUCCCAGCUCCGGCGCCAGGAGCUGCAGCCGGGCACCGCCUACAAGUUCCGCGUGGCCGGGGUGAACGUCUGCGGCCGCGGCGCCUUCUCCGAGCUGGCGGCCUUCAAAACCUGCCUGCCCGGCUACCCCGGCGCGCCCUGCGCCAUCCGCAUCAGCAAGAGCCCGGACGGGGCGCACCUCACGUGGGAGCCGCCGUCGGUGACGUCCGGGCGCAUCCUGGAGUACUCGGUGUACCUGGCGAUCGCGGGGGGCGCGGGGGGCGCGGCCGAGCCGCGGGGGGGCUCCGGCUCCGGCUCCGGCGCCGCGGGGGGGGGCCCGGCCCCUCUCGCCUUCAUGCGGGUCUAUUGCGGGCCCAGCCCCUCCUGCCUGGUCCCCGCCGGCAGCUUGGCCACGGCGCACAUCGACCACAGCACCAAACCCGCCAUCAUCUUCCGCAUCGCCGCCCGCAACGACAAGGGCUACGGGCCCGCCACGCAGGUGCGGUGGCUGCAGGAGUCCAGCAAGGACGGAGCCGGGGCCAAACCCGCCAGCAAGCGCCCACUGUCUUCCCCUGACCUGAAAUCCGCUCCAAAGAAGCCGAAGGCCGACGGGCAGUGAAGGACCCCGCGGGCCCCCGCCCCAUAGCGGGGGGGGGGAGGGGCCGGAGGCCGCUGUGGGGCUCAGGCUCCGCUAUGGGGCAGGAGGGGGGGAGGGGCGGGGGGGGCUUUUUUUACCUGUUGCGGUUGCUGGAUGAAGUUUUGUACUCGCUGCCCCUCCCCCCCCCCGGCCCCCCUGUACAGACCCCCCGGGGGCCGCUAUGGGGCAGCCAUGGGGCGCUAUGGGGCAGCCCAGCCCCCCCCCCAGUGUAUUAUAGUGUAUUGGGGGCCCCUCCCCCCCCCGUAACUGUCGUUUUUGUGCUAUUUUGAGAAUUAAAAGACAUUUUUUUGGAGAAAAAA